UGAUUGAAUCCAGCAGCUGGGAGGGUAGAACGGGGGCCCCUGGGCCCUACAGCAGCAGUGAAUAGGCAGCUCGCUCUGGACACCUCUCCUCUCAAACCAAACACACAAACACACCCAUCAGAGUUGCAGUGCAGGCAGAGAGGACAGUGUAAGUAAUAGGAAGAAAGAGUUUCAGACUCUGUGGGUGUUGAGGUCAGCCACACCCACUCAGGACAGAAGAGGACUCCGGGACACUAUUUAACCCCUCCACAAAGACACGACUCUUGAACUGUGCCUACCGCCAUCUUUGUUCCCACUUGGGAGAACAAGGAGCCAAAGCAAAGGCGGUCAAUACGUUACGGAACCAUGCACAAGCGCACCAAGAUCAAGGUGGCCAUCGGGGUGCUGAUGGUUGGCAUGGCCUGCAUGUUUGUGGCGGUGGUGACCGACCACUGGGCUGUGCUGAGCCCCCGCAUGGAGAAGGUAAACGAGACGUGCGAGGCCGCCCACUUUGGCCUGUGGCGGCUGUGCAAGAAGAACAUCUACAUCGGCCCCGAGAACUACAUCGAGGGCCAUGGCUGUGGCCCCAUAAGCCUGCCGGGAGAGGAAAACUGUACGUACUUCAAACACUUCACGCCAGGGGAAGAUGCGGAAAUCUUUGAAUAUAAGACUCAAAAGGAAUACAACAUCUCAGCAGCGGCCAUCUCCAUCUUCAGCCUGGCCUUCAUGAUCCUGGGCACCUUAUGUUUGAUCACCUCCUGCACCGGAAAAGGCGGGAAGGGACGCGACUACCUCCUCAAACCUGCUGGCAUGUUCUACGCAUUUGCAGGCCUGUGUGCGUUCAUCUCCGUGGAGGUGAUGCGCCAGUCAGUGAAGCGCAUGAUCGAGAGCGAGGACACCAUCUGGAUCGAGUACAGCUACGCCUGGUCCUUCGCCUGUGCCUGCUCCGCCUUCGUCCUCCUCUUCCUCUCCGGCCUGGCCCUCCUACUCCUCUCCAUGCCCCAGAUGCCCCGCAACCCCUGGGAGACCUGCAUGGACGCCGAGCCCGAGCAGAUGGAGUGAGGCUGGGGGAGAGGAUAAGCCGAGGGGGGGCGGUGAUGAGACGGCCUGACGGCUGCAGAGCUCCUUGCACCACAAAGCCCCUGUCUCAGCAGGACAUGGACUAGAGGGGAAUGGAUAUGAAUGACACCCAGUCAGUAAUUUUUUAAAAGCAUAAACCAACCCGAUUGGUUGGUGAAAAGGGUGCGGUGAUGUCAUGUGUACCCUCAUCUUGUCCUGUGUUUGUAAAGCUGUUCCUCCAGAGACCUGCAGCUGGUUGCACCAGCAGAACGUAAGGUCCCACUUAGGCUACGUUGAACGUAAAUCACCCAAACGUUCGACUUUACACUCUACUAAAAAAAUAUCAGUUGCACCAAGCAGAUAGUUUCAACGUAACACUAAGUUAUAACUUAUCUUUUACACCUCCCCUCUAGCUGGUGUAAGUUCCAUACUAACGAUAUAGAACCGUUAAAAGAAAAAAACGUAAAAAGAUUUCAACACUAAGGCAGGGUAAAGAUGGCUAUUCGUUUUGAGCAAUGG
This is a messenger RNA of Gadus morhua (Atlantic cod), 1557 nucleotides long. RefSeq names its product voltage-dependent calcium channel gamma-1 subunit. The record is from RefSeq and is a predicted model, not a curated record. Gene Ontology annotation, cellular component: membrane; L-type voltage-gated calcium channel complex. NCBI's taxonomy places the organism in Eukaryota, Metazoa, Chordata, Actinopteri, Gadiformes, Gadidae. Gene Ontology annotation, molecular function: calcium channel regulator activity; voltage-gated calcium channel activity. The transcript has 4 exons. Gene Ontology annotation, biological process: regulation of calcium ion transmembrane transport via high voltage-gated calcium channel; calcium ion transmembrane transport. Bases 346 to 1041 code for a protein of 231 amino acids.